AUGGCCGCGCGGUCCGUCACUCUUGGCAUAGACCUUGGCACCACGUCCGUGAAGGCAGCCCUGCUGGAGGCCGCGCCCGGCGACCCAUCAGGGUUUGUGGUACUGGCGAGCUGUGCCCGGGCUGCGCGGGCGGAGGCGGCGGCCGAGAGCUCGGUGGCCGGGCCCCAGGGGCGGGAGCAGGAUGUGAGUAGAAUCAUCCAAGCCCUGAACGAGUGCCUUGCUGCCCUUCCCCGGCUGCAGCUCCAGAAAGUCAGGGGCAUCGGAGUGUCAGGACAGAUGCAUGGAGUCGUGCUUUGGAAAACAGGCCAAGGCUGUGAAUGGAUGGAAGGAGGGGCUGCCCCUGUGUUCAAGCCCAGAGCCGUGAGCCACCUGGUCACAUGGCAGGAUGGCAGGUGUAGCAGUGGGUUCCUGGCGUCUCUGCCCCAGCCAGAGUCCCAUCUCAGUGUGGCCACAGGGUUCGGCUGUGCAACCAUCUUCUGGCUUUUGAAAAAUAGCCCAGAAUUCCUGAAGUCCUACGAUGCAGCUGGCACCAUCCAAGACUAUGUGGUGGCCAUGCUGUGUGGCUUGCCCAGACCCCUGAUGUCCGAUCAUAAUGCUGCUAGCUGGGGAUAUUUCAAUACCCAGAGCCAAAGCUGGAACUUGGAGAUAUUGAAGGGCUCGGGCUUUCCUGUGCACUUGCUCCCGGACAUCGCUGAGCCUGGCAGCGUGGCAGGGAGAACUUCCCAUGUAUGGUUCGAAAUCCCAAAGGGGACGCAGGUGGGAGUGGCCAUGGGUGAUUUACAGACCUCUGUCUAUUCUUGCAUGGCCGAAAAAACAGAUGCAGUUCUCAACAUCAGCACUUCGGUUCAGUUGGCAGCAUCCAUGCCUUCAGGAUUCCAGCCGGCGCAGACCCCAGAUCCUGCAGCUGCCAUUGCCUACUUCCCGUACUUCGACAGGACCUACUUAGGGGUGGCGGCAUCACUCAAUGGGGGCAAUGUGCUGGCCACAUUUGUCCACAUGCUGGUUCGGUGGAUGGCAGAUCUAGGCCUGGAGGUCGAAGAGUCCACUGUGUAUUCACACAUGAUUCAGGCAGCUGUGCAGCAGAGAGACACCUGCCUAACUAUCACUCCAACAGUGUUGGGGGAGAGGCACCUGCCGGACCAGCUGGCCUCAGUGACCAGAAUCUCCCCUUCUGACCUCUCUCUGGGCCAUGUGACCCGGGCCCUGUGCCGAGGCAUCAUUGAGAACCUGCACUCGAUGCUUCCAUUUCAGCAGCUCAAAGAGUGGGGCGUGGAACGGGUGAUGGGGAGUGGGAGUGCGUUGUCCAGGAAUGAGGUGCUGAAGCAGGAGGUGCAGAGGGCUUUCCCUUUGCCAGUGUCCUUUGGGCAGGAUGUGGACGCAGCUGUUGGGGCAGCUCUGAUCAUGCUCCAGAGAAACCUCAACUGGAAGGAGUCAUAG
Molecule: messenger RNA, 1437 nt
Organism: Cynocephalus volans (Philippine flying lemur)
Lineage: Eukaryota; Metazoa; Chordata; Mammalia; Dermoptera; Cynocephalidae
Gene: SHPK
Product: sedoheptulokinase
Exons: 7
Coding region: 1-1437 (478 amino acids)
Biological process (GO): glycerol metabolic process; cellular response to lipopolysaccharide; phosphorylation
Cellular component (GO): cytosol
Molecular function (GO): sedoheptulokinase activity
Source: RefSeq, a predicted model, not a curated record